CGACAGGCUUAUCCCUCCUCACUUGAUCCGAGGCGGGGUGACGCCAAGGCCCUAACACCGAUAUGGCUUAUCCCCGGUAAGUCCGGCAAGGCCAUCAUAAACCACAACGUCCACCACCAUCGACAGCAACGCUGCUUUUCAUCUUGACACAUCCUGCAAACUCUCAACAGAAACGCAAUUGCGAUAUCUCCAAAAUGGCCGGUUCAUAUGACGCUGCGACUUACUUGCUCGACAAGGAAAACAUCCGCGACACUGUGAUCCGCAUGAUGUUCGCCUUUGACGAUGCCGCCACUGAAACAUUGAUCAAUGAUGUUUAUGCGCCUGUCAUCGAGCUCAGCUACGACAAGCUGUUGCUCGGUGAUGAGUUUCAUCAGAAGAAGAUCUCCAGUGAGGAGUGGGCUAAAAGUCUGGAGCAUAUGCAUGACAAGUUUGAUACGACGGAGCAUAUUAUUCAGAACGUUUUGAUUGAGCUGCCGCAGCCGGGGGGUGGGGUGCAGAGGCCAAAAAAUGUCAAGGCGAGGGCUAUCGCUCAUGGGAUCUUCUACAAGAGGGAUGGGGGGGAGGGGAGGCCGUGUGUUAUGGCUUUGAGGAAUGGGGUGAGUCAGUUUCUGGCUCGUACAAGCUGGAGCUGGUCAGGAUUGAAGAGAAGGAGGAGAAGGGGGAGAAUCCGUGGCGGAUUAGUGGGUUGGAUGUCACGCUUGACUGGCAGGAUAGGCCUAGUUCUUGAGGGCCAAAUCAAUCGUUGUCUCUUUAGCCAGCCUCGGCAUCUUCUACCUGUGUCUAAAGUACUUUCCGUGGAAAGAAAAUGUUUGGCUGGAUGAUGAGGUCCGUGUUUGUCUGAGAGAAAUGCUAGAGGUACACGACCUUUCCUUUUGAGACGUGAAUUACCCA
Podospora pseudocomata is the source of this 891-nucleotide messenger RNA. RefSeq lists its product as uncharacterized. The record is from RefSeq and is a predicted model, not a curated record. Lineage: Eukaryota; Fungi; Ascomycota; Sordariomycetes; Sordariales; Podosporaceae. The transcript has 4 exons. The coding region runs from base 195 to 821 and encodes 208 amino acids.